UCUGAUCUGCGUCUCUUUCCAACCAUCGUAAAUUCUUAUAUAUAGUCCCUGCCUUCAUAUUUCAUAGACACCAUUGAUAUUCUUCAUAUCAUACCAGUUUGCAAUUGAAAUGGCGCGGGCAAUAUUGUGGGUUUUGCUGACAAUAAUGGCGGUAUCACUCUAUUCAGGAGUGGAGGGUGUGAGCUUUGACAUAGAAAACCAGUGCCCUUUCACGGUGUGGGCGGCAGGGACACCGUUUGGGGGAGGGAGAGAGCUACGGAGGGGACAGUCAUGGACAGUGAAUGUGCCGGGCGGAGCAAAGGGAAGGUUUUGGGGUCGUACCGGCUGCUCCUUCGACGGCAGAGGUCGAGGCAGAUGCAACACUGGCGACUGCGGGGGAUUACUCAACUGCCAGGGAUGGGGAGGUGUUCCCUCAACGCUCUUUGAGUAUGCUCUCAAUCAAUUCCAGAACUUGGACUUCUACGACAUCUCUCUCGUCGAUGGAUUCAACCUCCGCAUGACUGCCAUUCUUUCCAACUCCAAGUGCAAGGGAAUCGCCUGCAAUAGCGACUUAAAUUCAAAGUGCCCAAGAGAGUUGAAGGUAGUCGAUGGGUGCAGAAGUGCAUGUGCUGCUUUCAACACGCCAGCAUACUGCUGUACGGGAUCCUUCAUGGAUAAUUGCCCUUCUACAGCCUACUCUAAAUUUUUCAAGCGAGAAUGCCCCAUGGCCUACAGCUAUGCCAAGGAUGAUCCCACCAGCACCUUUACUUGCCCCGGCGGCAGCAAUUAUAGAAUUGUUUUCUGUGGUAAUGGAGCUUCAAACUCUAAUUCUAACUCCACUUCAAGUCGAAGUCUUUAUGCAGUCGAAUAGGGUUUAUAUAUCUGUGCGCGUGUGCUGUGCAUCCCAAAUAAUAAGGGUGGUUUUUAAGAGAAUAAACA
Messenger RNA from Cryptomeria japonica (Japanese cedar), 918 nucleotides. Its product is annotated as pathogenesis-related thaumatin-like protein 3.4. Gene Ontology annotation, biological process: defense response. Lineage: Eukaryota; Viridiplantae; Streptophyta; Pinopsida; Cupressales; Cupressaceae. Gene Ontology annotation, cellular component: extracellular region. Bases 110 to 850 code for a protein of 246 amino acids. The record is from RefSeq and is a predicted model, not a curated record. The transcript has 2 exons.